AUGGAUACACCGUCAUCAGAGAAGUUGUCUAAUAUUACUGACGGAGAAUUCUCUCUUCAUCUUGAGGAAAUUCAGUGUACAGUUUUCGUUAGUAAAGAGGAUUUGGACCAUCUGAAAGACCAAAGAGAGUUAUUUGUGCUGGCACAAUCCUCUGCUUCACGAGAACGUAUCACUUCAGAAAUCGAACUGGCCUUGAACUUUCUUGAGCAUCUCUUAGACAACAGCGGCGCGACUUCCUCCACCCGGUCAUUCCUCCAGGGAUUUGAGGAUAAGUUCCUGUUCGAAUCUGAGCUACAUGCCCUUCUACAUGCAUCUCAAAUCGACCCGCAGACUCGAAACAAAUUGCUCUGCACAUACUACAAAGCUGUGUCUUCGGUUAUAUCCGAACCCAGAAACAUCGCCUCAAGUGCAUUAUUUAGUGCCGCAAAAAGCGGCCACAUCAAUCCAUAUGUAGUAUUUGGCGGGCAGAGCACGGCAAACGCUACAACCGUGAAAGAGCUUGCUGAUCUUUAUUUGGCUUAUACACCAUUCCUAAAAGACCUCAUCGACAUUAUUGGGUCUCUGCUAAGUCGCCUCUCUCGACUGCCUCAGACAAGGGAGUAUUAUUGCGGCCGAUAUCUUGACUUGCAAGCAUGGCUACGUGAUCUUGAGCAGGUACCGGGGUCUGACUUCAUUUCUGGAGUGACAGUCAGUUGCCCAAUGAUCGGUCUCCUGAGCCUGGCACACUACUGCGUAACAUGCAAGGUCCUGGGCAUGACCCCUGGUGAAGUUCAAAGCCUACUCCAGGGCUCUACAGGUCAUUCUCAAGGAAUCGUCGUGGCUGCGGCUAUAGCUAUUUCGGAUUCAUGGGAAUCAUUCUACAGCGCUGCGCUGACAGCAGUAGAGACACUUUUUUGGAUUGGAUUUGAAUGUAACCAGGGCUCGCCAAGGUCAUCUCUGUCAUCUUCGAUCAUUGAAGAUAGUGUUCGCAACGGUUUAGGUCAACCCUCAUGCAUGCUGAGUGUUGUUGGACUGGAACGAUCUCGUCUCGAUAGAAUCAUUGGCGUCUUCAAUAAGUCACUUCCAUCUACGAGUCAAGUAGCCGUUGCCUUGAUCAACACCAGGGAUAAUUUCGUCGUUGGUGGUCCCGCCAAAUCUCUCGCAUCACUUGACACAUACCUACGAACAAUCAAGGCAGAUCCCGAAAUUGAUCAAAAUCGUGUACCUCACAGCAAGCGCAAACCUAUAAUACAGCAUCAGUUUCUACCAAUAACUGUACCAUUCCACACCGAAUAUUUGUCAACACCGGCUCAAAAAAUAAAAGAUCAUCUAUCUUCCUACAAGAUAUCUCCCGAAAUGCUCCAAAUCCCACUCCAUGACAACCGAAACGGCCGCGACUUUCGUGAGCUGCCUCAUGGAGCGAACGUGCUUGAUAGCCUGAUUGAUGCGAUAUGCUCGAAUUGCUGUGACUGGCCAGCAGCACUUGAGUCAUCAACGGCGUCACAUAUUUUGACAUUUGGCAGCGGUGGUGUGCCAGACCUGGUCACGAGACUUGUUAACGGCAAAGGGAUAAGGGUCAUCAGCGGAUCUGACUUUGAGACCAGAGACUCAGAUAUUGGAAGUAAACUGGAUAUAUUCUCUCCAUUUUUGCUUUCAACAUCAACUAGAGUGGAAAGCUGGGCAGAAAAAUUCCAGCCUCGUCUCGUACAGCCUACACAUGGAGAUAUACGAUUGGAGACCCGACUCAGCAAACUGUUAGGCGUCCCACCUGUCAUUGUUGCUGGCAUGACACCGACCACCGUACCAUGGGACUUUGUGUCCACCAUCAUGAAUGCUGGAUACCACGUUGAGCUUGCGAGUGGUGGUUAUUAUAAUGCGGAGGAAAUGUCUGCCACUAUCGACAAAGUGAAGAAUAGUGUUCCUGCUGGAAGGGGUAUUACAUGCAAUCUGAUUUACUCUAGCCCCCAAGCCAUGACGUGGCAAAUUGCCAUGCUUCGUCGAUUAGCUAAAGAGGGUGUUGCCGUGGAUGGCUUGACCAUCGGUGCUGGUGUACCCUCGCAAGAAGUCAUGACUGAUUACAUAACUGGCUUGGGCUUAAAACACAUUUCCCUCAAGCCUGGUUCCAUAUCUGCCAUUCGUGAGGUAAUAGAAAUUGCCAAAGCACAACCCCAGUUCCCGAUUGUUCUACAGUGGACAGGAGGUCGAGGAGGUGGACAUCACUCUUACGAAGAUUUUCAUGCACCGAUCCUUCGUACAUAUAGUAGCAUUCGCAGAUGCGCAAACAUCAUUCUGGUCGCUGGAAGUGGAUUUGGUAGCUACGAAGAUAGCUAUCCCUAUCUCUCCGGAACAUGGGCUACUCGGUUUGGAUACCCUAAGAUGCCGUUUGAUGGCAUUCUGCUUGGAAGUCGCAUGAUGGUGGCUCGCGAGGCCCACACAUCUCCCGCAGCCAAGAAGUUGAUUAUUGAGGCCUCUGGAGUACCUGAGACUGAAUGGGAGAAAACCUAUGAUGGUGCUGCAGGAGGCGUCAUCACCGUCAUCUCAGAGAUGGGCCAACCCAUUCAUAAAAUCGCCACCAGAGGUGUUCUUUUCUGGCAUGAGCUGGAUAAAACAAUCUUCAGCCUACCCCACAAAAAUCGCGUCGAGGCUUUAUUGAAGAAGAAGCCAUAUAUUAUCAAAAGACUCAAUGCAGACUUCGCUAAACCAUGGUUUGGGCAGAACUCCAAAGGCGAACCUGUGGAACUAUCAGAAAUGACAUACGUCGAAGUCCUGCGUCGGUUGGUGUCUCUCAUGUAUGUUGCUCAUCAGAGCCGCUGGGUCGCACCUUCGUACGUAAAACUCGUUAUAGACAUUGCAGAUCGUACGUUGGAAAGACUCCCGCUAAAGGGUGAAGUUGAAAUUACGGUAGCUUCAUUGCAAACCCCCCAGCGCUUCCUUGAAGAGUUUGCUCGGGCCUGUCCUCUUGCUUCCACAGAAUUACUUAACCCGGAAGAUGUCAAAUACUUUAUCCUUCGGUGUAAGAAGCGUGGUCAGAAACCGGUCAACUUUGUCCCUAUAAUUGACGAGGAUUUCGAGACAUUCUUUAAGAAAGAUUCUUUGUGGCAAUCGGAAGACAUCGAUGCUGUCAUAGAUCAAGAUGCUGGUCGUUGUUGUAUUCUUCAUGGACCUGUUGCGGCUCAGUACUGCAACACUGGCAAUGAGACGGCCAAAGAAAUCCUUGACAAUAUCAACAAGGGACUCAUCAGGAAAGUAGGGGAGAAUUUCUAUCCAGGUGGAUUGACAGCGCAGUGUGAAAGUGCCAGCCUUUCCUCUGAGAGCUGGUCUGUAGCUACUCCAGAAUCUGACAGCAGAGAUAUAUCCCUUACCCCGGUGGAUAGUCUUGCUGGUGGAAUUGAAGACCUUUUACUAUCGACAGUGCUUAUUCUCGGCAAGAUGGGUAACCCAUGGAUUCGUUCGCUCUUCACGGAUGAGUAUAUUCUUCACGGUCGCGAUCGAAAAAUCAAUCCAUUUCAUCGUUUAGUCCAGCGAGGGUCGAAAGGCACCGUGGAAGUCGACCCCGAAAUCUCGUUAAUUACCAUAUGCGUGGAAAAUGAAGAUAGUUCCAAGAGUAAGUCUAUUGUGAAAAUUUCUUCUCAAAAUGACUUAGACAUCGCCGUGGAACUUUCAUUCCCCAGCUUUCAUGGGGAUGAGCCAGUCGUUCUACCACUCGCUUUCAGCUACGACCCAACAAUGAUGCCGUACAGAAUAAGUGAGGUUACCGUCAGCCGUGACGACUGUAUCAAAAGCUUUUAUAGCAAGGUAUGGUUCGGGGUGGAUAUUAGUUCUUCUACGGAGGAUACUCGCUCAACAAUCUGGGGACCAGAGAUGACCCUUACCGCGGAAAUGCUGGAAGGUCUUGUUGAUACUGUCGGCCGAACACAUCCCCAUGGAAAAAAUAUUGUCGGGGGUUCUGACACAUUCCCUAUCAGUGUCGGCAUCGUUGCUGCAUGGGAUUCCCUCGCGAAACCCAUCGUUUUGAAAGCUAUUCCCGGAGACUUACUUCGACUUGUUCAUCAGUCGAACUCAUUCGAGUACAUGACAAAUACAGCGGCUCUUCGUGUUGGAGAUGUUAUUCGGUCUAAAUCAAAUGUUAAAGCUAUUUACAUUGAGGACGCGGGAAAGUAUGUGACUGUUGAAGGACAAAUCUUAUCCUCCAAUCAACCAGUAUUGAAGGUCACAUCAACAUUCCUCUUCAAGGGAACCUUCAAUGAUUAUCAAUCUACAUUCAAAGAGACGAAUGAGCCAGAUAUCAUCUUUGAAGUGGCCUCUGAGCAAGAUGAAGCUAUUCUCAAGGAUCGCGAAUGGUUCCAUCUCGAAGAUCCAUUUCUGUCCCUGGUCGGCAAGACCUUGCUAUUUGAUUUGCAUUCGGAAGUAACGUGGAAAAAUAAGACAACGUACAACACGUUGAAAGUAUCUGGACAAAUCUUUCAGAGAAAUAGUCUGGGACAGAUUCAGGAAAUAGGCAGUGUAAGCUUCGACCAUGGAGAAUGCGUUGGCAAUCCAGUCAUGGAUUUCUUGCAGCGGAAUGGAACUCCGGCCGCUGCAAAGAGCGACCUCACAAGUCCUGGCUGGACCGGUGUAUCAUCGCUGGAAGUCCAGAUGCCUACCAGCAACGAGAUGUACACUCGUGUCUCAAGAGAUUAUAAUCCAAUUCAUAUGGCAUCUGUGUUCUCACACUGGGCGGAGCUUCCUGGAACUAUCAGUCAAGGAAUGUUCACUUCCGCUAUUGCUGUUAAUGCUGUUGAACAUCUAUCUUUGAAUGGAGAACGACACCGACUACGGCGCUUCACUGCUACUUUCACUGAUAUGGUUCUUCCUAGCGACCGACUUGUAGUACGCUUGAAGCACGUGGGAGCCGUUGAUGGCCGACUAGUAUUCAAGGUAUCUGCGUUCAAAGAAGAUAACGAGAACCUGGUUUUGGAAGCAGAGGCGGAAGUUGAGCAACCUCAAUCCGUUUUCUUAUUCACAGGACAAGGAAGCCAGUUGCCUGGAAUGGGUAUGGAGCUGUAUAAGACAAGCGAAGUUGCCCGCCGUAUUUGGGACGAGAUAGACACCCAUAUCUUCGAACGAUUUGGGUGGUCGGUAAUUGACAUUGUUUCGAACAAUCCGAAGAGUAUGACUAUUCAUUUCGGAGGCAAACGUGGACGACAAUUGCGCGAGAAUUAUCUAGCAAUGGAGACUGAGAUCACAACACCAGAUGGUCGGAUAAUCAGAAAGACGUUACUGCCUGGAUUGACGCGUGAAUCUCGAUCCUACACAUUCUCAUGUCCAUCUGGCUUGCUCUUCUUCUCCAGCUUCGCACAACCAGCCAUUGUCUUGGUGGAAAAGAUUAUGUUUGAAGACAUGAAAAGCCGUGGACUAGUCCCAUCGGAUUCGUUUUUCGCAGGUCAUUCGCUCGGUGAAUAUGGAGCUCUUCUAGCGUUUUCCGGUUUCAUGACAACGAGAGAACUGAUGGAAUUGGCAUUUUACCGUGGUCUGUCCCUACAAUUUGCUAUGGAGAGAGACUCCAAUGGUGAGACAAACUACGGCAUGGUGGCAGCCAAUCCACAGCGUAUAGGAAAAUUUUUCAACGAGGGCUCCCUACGGCAAAUAAUUCGUAUGAUUGCUACACAAAGUGGUGAAUUGAUCGAGACUGUGAACCUGAACGUAGAGAAUGAGCAAUAUGUCUGUGCAGGAACACUACAGAACCUGCAUGUCCUCGAAAAUAUUCUAAGCUACCUAGCUACGGCCACCCACGGGGCAGAACUUGUGGGUGAGAUCAUGACAACUAAGGAUGAUCUCUCUGCAACGACAAUCGGGCAGAGACUGGCUGUCAACCUUGUUGAGGCAAACAAACUUCCCAGUCCCAUUCGACUAAAGCGUGGUAAGGGCACGAUUCCCAUUCCGGGAAUUGAUGUUCCAUUUCACUCUUCAUUCCUACGUCAAUCCGUGGCCUCGUAUAGAAAGAUUCUACAGCGACGAAUCCCAGAAGAGAACAUACACUUGGAUCGCCUUUUGGGAAGAUGGAUUCCUAACGUCAUGGCAAGGCCUUUCUCCAUUGAUAAUGAUUACUUGCAGGAAGCUCUGGAGUUGACGAACAGCCCCAUUUUGGGUGAAUUGGUCAAUGGGCCCAUCACAGUUUAG
Talaromyces marneffei is the source of this 6138-nucleotide messenger RNA. RefSeq lists its product as uncharacterized. Bases 1 to 6138 code for a protein of 2045 amino acids. Gene Ontology annotation, molecular function: enoyl-[acyl-carrier-protein] reductase (NADH) activity; [acyl-carrier-protein] S-malonyltransferase activity; fatty acid synthase activity. The transcript is spliced from 4 exons. Lineage: Eukaryota; Fungi; Ascomycota; Eurotiomycetes; Eurotiales; Trichocomaceae. Gene Ontology annotation, biological process: long-chain fatty acid biosynthetic process. The record is from RefSeq and is a predicted model, not a curated record. Gene Ontology annotation, cellular component: fatty acid synthase complex.